Molecule: messenger RNA, 5318 nt
Organism: Perca fluviatilis (European perch)
Lineage: Eukaryota; Metazoa; Chordata; Actinopteri; Perciformes; Percidae
Gene: loxl2b
Product: lysyl oxidase-like 2b
Exons: 14
Coding region: 210-2510 (766 amino acids)
Biological process (GO): peptidyl-lysine oxidation; sprouting angiogenesis
Cellular component (GO): membrane
Molecular function (GO): protein-lysine 6-oxidase activity; copper ion binding
Source: RefSeq, a predicted model, not a curated record
CCGUCUCCGGUGAGGUCAUCUUUAAAGGUGGACGUCAGUGGGCGGGGCCACCGCAGCUCCGGUCCGAAGCCAGACGUUUGCAUGAGAAGGAGCGAAAGUUUAGAGAGAAGGAGAAGAAACAGCUGACUUUGGGCUUUGGUCUGUACACAGUGUUACUGCAGCCUGCAGGAGCACACGGCCUCAGGAGGGACAAGAAAACUCCAACCAAAAUGCUGUCCACCCAGCAUCUGCCCUGCUGCACAGUCAUUGUGUUAGUGCUAUUCGAGCUGACUCUUGCCCAGUACGAACACCUCGGCUACCCACCGGGCUACCCUGACCCAGAACAGGAACACUACGUCGCCCCCCAGCUGUCGCCAGACACGCCCAGGAUCCAGCUCCGAUUAGCCGGGGAUAAGAGGAAACACAACGAGGGUCGCGUGGAGGUUUUCUACAACAAUGAAUGGGGCACUGUAUGCGAUGACGACUUCACUAUCCACGCCGCUCAGGUGGUGUGCAGGGAGCUGGGCUACCUGGAAGCCAUCUCAUGGUCACCAUCCUCGAAAUAUGGGAAAGGACAAGGACCCAUCUGGUUUGACAAUCUUCACUGCACUGGCAAGGAAAAGACCCUUGCGCUGUGUCCUUCCAACGGGAUCGGUGUUUCUGACUGCAAACACAGUGAAGACGUGGGCGUGGUGUGCAGCGACAAGAGAAUCCCGGGAUUUAAAUUUGUCAACACCCUGCCCAACCAUGUAGAGAACCUUGAUAUUCAAGUUGAGGACGUGCGCAUACGAGCCAUCCUGUCGUCGUACCGUAAGCGAAUCCCUGUAACAGAGGGCUAUGUGGAGGUCAAGGAUGGCGGUAAAUGGAAGCAGAUCUGUAACACAGAGUGGACCCAGCUUGACAGCAGAGUCAUCUGUGGCAUGUUUGGCUUCCCCGGAGAGAGGAAGUACAAUGCCAGAGUCUACAAGAUGUUUGCUCGCCGGAGAAAGCCCACAUACUGGGACUAUGCUGUUAACUGCACUGGCAAUGAAGCCCAUCUGUCCAGCUGUAAACUGGGCCAGGCUUCAUCACUGAAGUUGAAUGAGACCUGUGCUGGAGGGUUGCCUGUGGUGGUGAGCUGUGUGCCCGGUAGAGACUUUGCCCCAACGUCCAUGACGGGAUUUAGGAAGGCCUUCAGACAAGAGCAACCGUUGGUUCGUCUUCGUGGUGGGGCCAUCGUAGGCGAGGGCCGAGUGGAGGUGUUGAAAAAUGGAGAGUGGGGCACCAUAUGUGAUGAUAACUGGAACCUGCUGUCUGCCACCGUGGUGUGUCGAGAGCUGGGCUUUGGUACGGCCAUAGAGGCCCUGUCUGGAGGUCGCCUUGGACAAGGAAUGGGCCCAGUGCAUAUGAAUGAGGUGCAGUGCACUGGAUUUGAGAAGUCCAUCACAGAGUGUGUCUUCAACAAGGAGGCUCUUGGUUGCAGCCAUGAGGAGGAUGCAGCUGUCAGAUGCAACGUUCCUUCUAUGGGCUUCCAGCAGUCGCUGCGUCUGAGUGGAGGUCGUAACCCCCAUGAGGGCCGUGUGGAGGUGCUGGUGGAGAGGAAUGGUUCCCUGGUGUGGGGGACGGUGUGCAGCGAAAGCUGGGGAACCAUGGAGGCCAUGGUGGUCUGCAGACAGCUGGGCCUGGGCUUCGCCAGCAACGCUUUCCAGGAGACUUGGUAUUGGCCAGGAGAGGUGAGUGCCGACAACGUGGUGAUGAGUGGCGUUCGCUGCUCUGGUACUGAGAUGUCUCUGUCCCACUGCCUGCACCACGGAGCCCACCUCAGCUGCGCUAAAGGAGGAGGACGCAAUGCCGCCGGAGUCUCCUGUUCUGAGACGGCUCCUGACCUGGUGUUGAACCCUCAGGUGGUGGAGCAGACCACCUACAUGGAAGACAGGCCUAUGUUCAUGCUGCAAUGUGCGCACGAGGAGGAAUGUCUGUCCUCAACCGCCAACCAGGUGCCAGCCAACUCCUACCGCCGCCUGUUGCGCUUCUCCUCCCAGAUCCACAACAACGGCCAGUCUGACUUCCGGCCCAAAGCUGGCAGACACUCCUGGGUGUGGCACGACUGCCACAGGCAUUAUCACAGCAUGGAGGUGUUUACCCUAUAUGACCUGUUCUCCCUCAAUGGAACCAAAGUGGCAGAAGGACACAAAGCAAGUUUUUGCCUGGAGGACUCAGAGUGUGAUGAAGGUAUUGAAAAGAGAUAUGAAUGUGCUAACUUUGGAGAUCAAGGCAUCACUGUGGGCUGCUGGGAUACCUACAGGCAUGACAUUGACUGCCAGUGGGUCGAUAUAACUGAUAUCAAACCUGGAGAUUACAUUUUCCAGAUAGUAAUUAAUCCAAACUAUGAGGUACCUGAGUCAGACUACACCAAUAAUAUCAUGAAAUGCAGAUGUCGAUAUGAUGGCCAUCGUGUGUGGAUGUACAGCUGCCAUAAUGGUGGCUCAUUAAGCACUGAAACUGAACAGACGUUCCCAGGCCUUCUCAACAACCAGGUGACCCACAGGUAAAGACAAAACAGAGGAGAGGAGUCGACUGGCCGACCCCCCCCCCGCCACCCUUCACCUUGACACCAUCUGAAGCCCACCAACCACUACACAUCUCCCUCUGUGGUGGAUUCCGCUUGCCAGCCCUGGCCUGGUACAAAGCAGCUUUUUAUGUUCGACCCCACACCCUCCUUUCCCACCCAGCUGAAAUAAUAUAUUAUCCUCCCUUACUGUCCAAAAAGUGGCAGCUACAGCCUUACCAACACUUCCAACCUCGCUGGUUAAGAUCAAGAGAAUGGCGAAGCUCUCCUUCUGCCCUGUGACUUUUGUUUUUGUUUUUGAACAAGUGAUGAAAUAUACGUGCCAGGAAGUGGCACAAGGUACAGCAUUGGGCAAUGUCAUCAAGAAUGUGCCUUCUUUUAAAGUGCAGCACUUUAACAAAAACCUGCUGCAACACUUUUUGUUCAAAGCUCAUCCUGGAGAGGUUGGAUGUCAGUGUCAGGUCGCCUGAGGAUUGAGAGGAAUCAUCGAAAACAGCUGUGGUUUGUCUUUGGAAAUAAAUGCAGUAUUAUAUCACUUUUUGGGAGUUUUAUAAAGGGCCUUUUACACAUUAAAGUCCACUUACUGUACACUGAGUUUGUUGCACAGGCCAACUGAGCAUUUAUUUUGCAUGUCUGUUAUUUAAGAUGAAGUUUCACAUCUUCAUUGAGGAGUUUAUGCAAAUAAAACUGUGGCACAAGCAAGUCCUCAAAAAGCAAACCGCCCAUUCAUCACAAAUUACAAGUGCUAAUUGCCCGAUUCAACCGUAAAACUAAUCCACCAAGGCUGAAAUAUUACAUGCUGAUCCUCAAAGUGCCCCAAAGCUUUCUUUUAUGUAACCGGGGCAUAUAUUCUCUGAAAUUGCUCUGUAAAACUACUUGGACACGUGGCCGGGUUAGCUCAGUUGGUAGAGCAGGCGCACAUAUAUAGAGGUUUACUCCUCGACGCAGCGGCCGCGGGUUCGACUCCGACCUGCGGCCCUUUGCUGCAUGUCACUCCCCCACCUCUCUCCCGUUUCAUGUCUUCAUCUGUCCUGUGAAAAUAAAGGCCUAAAAAUGCCCCAAACAAAAAAUCUAAAAAAAAAAAAAAAACUACUUGGACACUAUACAUGCAUACAAUCUGAAUUAGGUGAGUUUCGAUACAAUCCUUUGAGGACAUUGGUGUCGCAAAGUGCAUGGGAAGCAAUUUGAGUUAGUCCAGAAAUUAUUGAAAAAAUGAUUUGAGAAAGAUUUAGCUCACAGAUGUACCUAUAAUUUACAUUACAGUAUGCAUUGUCAUUGUUUGACCAGCACUGUUAGAUAGCUUUCCAGUUAUUUUGCACACUGAUUUAAAAUUGGGUUAUGUCUUCUGUUUGGUAAAUGAGGCCAUUUCGAACUGACUGAGACCAAUUUCAGUUCCAAGACAUUGUCUCAUGCUUUCCUUUUUAUGAUAUGUAGCAAUAUUUUGCUUUUGAAGCUAAUAUGGGACCUCACAUUUCUUUUUUUCUCAUUGUUCAGUGUCUUUAUGCUGAACAAGUAGGAAUCUCUCACAUUCAUUACACCUACCAUCUUUAAAGAGCAAUUUAAGACCACCUACAAAUCUUGAACAUUAAAGAGAAAAUAGAGAUAAUCUGCGGAAGCUAUGACUGGCUAGCACUUCAGCGGUUAGCUCCCCAGGCAGCUACCAACUAGCCCUAAGACUAUAGUCACUACGUCACUAAACUUCUAGAAAAUUUCACGAAGACGCACUAAUCGAUUUUGCUGUACCACUUUCUGGUAUGACCAGGCCUUAAAGCAUUAACACCACUGUUCUAUCACAGGCUAACAGCCAGUAGUUGUAUGCUAGCACAACUAGCCUCAACUUCAGCUUGCCUGUAUCAACGUCUAGGAAAGCUGUUCAAAGUGUGGCUCUACAUUACUUUGGCACAAUUCGGAAAUGUGUGAUUGAAAAUCUUUUAGAUAGCACAAAUGUCCGCUUUCUAAACUCCCAGGAACUCCUCUCCCCACUCGCGUUCCACACUAUACAUCCGUGGUUACAAAUUGUGUGUGUGUGUGUGUGUGUGUGUGUCACCUUGCGGGAUUUCAGAAUGAGACUUCACCAUCUUCCCAUAAUGUAGUCAGACACUUAAUACCAAUCUGAGCCUGUCGGUGGCAAAAACAACAAUUUUUAGUGGACGUACAUUUACGGUGGUUUCAUUGCAGCCCACUUUGCGGCGGCCAGUUACAGCAUUCUUGCUCAAUACUGGACCACUUUCAAAGAUUUUUGUUGUUAGACACAAAGUCAUGGGUCACUGUUGAAAAAUACCGAAAUUCCACUUUAAUACACUUCAGUCUAUAUGUUACUUAAGUGUGUCUUAAGUCUCAGACAGUGGCACUCUACAGGAGGAUCAUAGGACUGUUCUACAAUAACAUGCUUUCAAAUAAAGGAAGGUUUCAGCGAUUACCUCACUGCCUUAUAUGUUGCUUUAACAAGGAAACAAAAGAGCACAGAUAUCUUCUCAGAGAAGGCUCAUGAAUAACAUUUCCCCAAUGUUAGAGUUGCAGAUAUUAAUUACUUACUGUUAUUGAAGUUAGUUGUUAUUAAGUUUUAUUCCUUUACAAAAAAAUACGUUACGUACAAUAUUAUGUGUGAAUCCUAUUUUAUUGUAGUAUGUUUUAUAAUGGUGCUAUCAAACUGGUCCUCUGUUUUCUGAGGGUACAGUACAUGUUGAACAGCUACAUUAUGUAUACUAACAGUAUACUUGAACUGAGUGUAAGGAACAAUUUGCUUUGUGUGUUAAACUAUAAUAAAUGUCUGAGUUAAGGAGCAACCAAA